AAUCUUUCUUCUUAGCGGAUGAAUAUCUUCUCCGUGAAAACUUGGAUGCAGAGACGCGGGAAAUGACCAUCACUGUCCCAGAAGCAAAACCCAUAUCCACCAAGAAGCUGAGCGAAACCAGAAAAUGAUGUCAAAGCUGUCAUUUUUCCGAGCCAAUUCCCUUCCAUUCCCAGUCUUCUCUCGCUGCUCCGCUCGUCUCAUCCAUAAACCCAAUCCCGCGCCUAAAACCCUUAUCUUAUGCGUCUUCUCCGGUAAUCUCACAUCCACCACUGUUCCCUACGGCCCUUCUCUUCUGAAAGGGAAGAAGCCUUUGCCAAAUGACCUCAGAUUGGCUUCAAUCGAUUCCCAUCGAGGCAAAUUUGAAGAAUCAAUCGACAAAGAUGUUCUUCUGGACGAAGACGAAUUCACUAGGAUUUUCGAGAUUUCCGCCGUUCGGGUCCCGGCGAAGGACUGCUUCGCGCUCGAGAAUCGUCUCCGUGGUCAUCUCCUUAAUUGGCCUAGGAUACGCAACAUUGCUAGGGUUCCCGGAGACGAAGUCGACGAAGAAAUGAUGAAGCUGUUGGGCCGUGAGACUGAAGAAGAUGAAGGAGAUAGUGUUGUGGAUUCGGUUAAUCGGAGAAUAAGAGGAAAAGCAGAAGGGGACGGAGAGAGACUGAGUUCAGUGUUGCACAGAGAUCAACUCGCCAGGACAUUUAAUUCUACUGGGUAUCUCAAAUUCAGGAACUUGGCCAAAAUUUCUCGGCCAAAGAGGAAGCGCAAGGCAGAGAAAGUAGAGGGUAAGGAAAAAGUAAAAGAAAGAGGAAACAGACGCAACGAAUUCGCGGUGGUGGAAGUGGUGGAAGAUCGAGGAGGAACGGAGGAUUUUGAGGGGUUACUCGGAGAAGGUUAUGGUAGUAGAGGAAUAUGGAGAGGUUCUACAAGAUUGUUGCUUUUGGAUGAGAAAUAUUCCGGUGAGGAAGUUCAAGACUUGCCCGAGACUAUCAAGGCUCUGUUCGCAGAAGUGAAAAAGACUGAUGCAAGCUUAAGCUUCGAGCUAGUAAAGUGCAGACUGACUUUGUUCUAUGACUAUUGGCCUAUGAAUGAGGUAUUGGAGUCUUUGCUACCAAAAGGUAUGAUUGUGCCUUCAGCAUUUGAGAUGGUGGGACAUAUUGCGCAUCUGAACCUAAGAGACGAGCAUCUACCCUACAAGAGGCUCAUAGCUAAGGUAGUUCUGGAUAAGAAUCAGCCAAAGAUACAAACCGUUGUAAAUAAGAUUGAUCCUAUUCACAAUGACUUCAGAACAAUGCAGCUAGAGGUUUUGGCCGGAAACCAUUCCCUGGUGACGCUAGUUGUUGAAAAUGGACUGCGCUUCCAUGUUGAUUUAGCUAGAGUAUAUUGGAAUUCGAAACUUGGGACAGAGAGACAGAGGCUUCUGCUUGGGUUCGACCACAAUGACGUUGUCUGUGAUGUUUUCGCUGGAGUGGGUCCAAUCGCCCUUGCUGCAGCAAGAAUUGUAAAACGUGUAUACGCCAAUGACCUGAACCCUCAUGCAGUAGAAUACAUGGAGCAAAAUAGUGUUGUCAAUAAGCUAGAGAAGAGAAUCGAGGUCUUUAAUAUGGACGGGAGAAGAUUCAUAAAGGCUAUGUUUUCAAGUGAUAAGGGUCAAAAAGUCACCCAAGUAGUCAUGAAUCUACCAAAAGAUGCCGCUGAAUCUCUAGAUGCAUUUCGGGGAGUAUACAACGACAGGCAAAGAGAUGAAGACUUAUCUUUCCCAACCAUCCAUGUCUACGGAUUCUCAAAGGCUCCUGAUCCGGAAUUCGACUUCCAUGAGCGGAUAAGGAUUGCUUUAUCUGAGGUGGCCGUGGACGUCAAAAUGCGGAAGGUACGGCUGGUGGCUCCUGGAAAAUGGAUGCUAUGUGCUUCCUUCAUACUUCCCAAGAGUGUAGCCUUCUCAAGAAGAAACAUAAAUUGUGUGUAGGUUAAAAAGAAAGUGGCAGAGUAUAGGGGGCACAUUUGCAAAUACGAAACCUACAUAUUUGUACUUUCAGCCAGUAAUACUUGCAGUGUCAUUGUUGAAGAACAAGACAACUAACAAGUGAAAGGGACAAUAGCUUUUGUUACAUUAUUUAAUAUUUAGAAAAAUACUCUCUCG
This is a messenger RNA of Eutrema salsugineum, 2131 nucleotides long. RefSeq names its product tRNA (guanine(37)-N1)-methyltransferase 2. Gene Ontology annotation, biological process: tRNA N1-guanine methylation. The coding region runs from base 125 to 1957 and encodes 610 amino acids. The record is from RefSeq and is a predicted model, not a curated record. Lineage: Eukaryota; Viridiplantae; Streptophyta; Magnoliopsida; Brassicales; Brassicaceae. Gene Ontology annotation, cellular component: cytoplasm. The transcript has 9 exons.